AUGGAGAGCUCGGAGCCGAGCCAGUGGUCUCCGGCCAGGCGUUCCGAGUCGCCUCCAGCGUCCGCGCUGCUCCUGUCGGCGGCCGCCAGCAAGGCGCUCCAGCACUCGGGCAGCGGAGGCGCAGGCUGCCGCGGUGGAAGUGCGAGCGCUCGAAGCGGCAGCUUCUCCAUCGACAGCCUGCUGGCCGAGGACGCGUCGCGCCGGAUGCCGCUAGACCUGAGGCCUUCGCCGGGCGGUGCGCUGGCCGGCCGCGUGGCCCCCACCGCCGCCACCGCCCCGCACCAAGCGAUGCCCAUGGGCGGGGCCCCGUGCCUGCGGCCUCUGGCGCUGCACCACCCGGCGCUGAGGCACGCGGCGCCGGCGUCCAGCUACGAGCAGCAGGCCGCGGUUGCGGCUGCAGCGGCGCAGCAGUACGGCAUGACGGCGACGGCGGCGACGACGCCGGCGGCGUGGCUGGCGGCGGGCAGGCCGCUCUUCUUCACGCUAGCAGAGAUGUACGGGAUCGGGGCCCCAAAACCUUCUGGACGAAGGCCCAGGAAACCGGGCGUCGAACGGAAGCCACGACAGGCCUACAGCGCCAAGCAACUCGAAAGGCUUGAAGCGGAGUUCAAGGUAGACAAGUAUCUCAGCGUUAGCAAGCGAAUGGAGCUGUCGGCAACGCUGAAUCUGACGGAAGUCCAAAUCAAGACGUGGUUCCAAAACAGAAGGACGAAGUGGAAGAAGCAGAUGACGGCGCGCAUGAAGCUGGCUCAGCGGCAAGGCCUGUGGGCUCCGCACUACCUGGCGGCAGCGCCCGGACACGCUUUCGGGUCCUUUCUGGGCGCGCCCGCAGGCUUCACAUACGGCGCCCCUCCGGCCGCACCCUGCGCCGCCAAUCCGGUAACAGGAGAGCGAAGCCCAUCGCCGGAUCCUUCUAGGGACGACAGCUCGACAGAGGACAAGUAGAUCACGCGCCGUGACAGUGCGCGACACCCUGACGCUCCAGACCGCCUAGCAUACACUGGCAAGUCCCUUGACGGGGCAAGACCGAGACGCACUCGCUGACCCAAGCACGAAUCUAUCGGUCCUGACCUUGACGGCGAAACGUUGUCGAGGUG
Dermacentor silvarum is the source of this 1097-nucleotide messenger RNA. RefSeq names its product homeobox protein HMX2. NCBI's taxonomy places the organism in Eukaryota, Metazoa, Arthropoda, Arachnida, Ixodida, Ixodidae. Gene Ontology annotation, molecular function: DNA binding; DNA-binding transcription factor activity, RNA polymerase II-specific. The coding region runs from base 1 to 945 and encodes 314 amino acids. The record is from RefSeq and is a predicted model, not a curated record. The transcript is spliced from 4 exons. Gene Ontology annotation, biological process: regulation of DNA-templated transcription.